AUGGCGAGGCCCGGGGUGUCCGGAGCACGGGGAUCAAGGUUCCUCCGGCGGCGGCAGCAGCUGCAGCAGUUCCAGCUCCGCCGCGCGUCCGCGCCUCCACACUCACUGCCCGCAGCGCGCGCCGCCGCCGCCGCCGCCGCCGCCCGCCCCAACGGUCCCUCAACGGCCGCCGCGCGCGCCCCGCCUCGCUCGGCCCCGCCCCACCCGGCCCGCGCGCCGCCACGUGCCCGCGAAUCUCUCGUCCCCACCCUGCACAGGAACUGGAUUUGCCGCCGGGCGCGCGCGCGCUCGCUCCCGCCGCCGGACUACUUUCCCUCGCCGCGCGCCCCGCCUCCCAGGCCCACUUCACUUUCCUCGGCGGAGGAGCACCGCUCGGCGGUGCGUGACGCGUCCCUCUGUGAGCCGCGUCACUAUUGGGCCUGGCCCAUGGAGGAAAUGAGAGCGUGGCGCCCAUUGGUCCGACCUUCCCUGCAAUGCGUCAAACUAGGGCGAGCCACUGCAAGGUGGUGGUGGGUGGUCAAGGUGAAGCCCCACAACAAGGACACCAUAAUGAAAUACCACGAGUGCAACAAGAUCGUGAAGCAGAAGGCCUUUGAGCGGGCCAUCGCGGGUGACGAGCACAAGCGCUCCGUGGUGGACUCGCUGGACAUCCAGAGCAUGACCAUCGAGGAUGAGUACAGAGGACCCAAGCUUGAGGAUGACAAAGUGACAGUCACCUUCAUGAAGGGGCUCAUGCAGUGGUACAAGGACCAGAAGAAACUGCACCGGAAAUGCACCUACCAGGUAAUGCACCUGUCAGGUACCGGGCACCCGGGAACCCUGGGAUGGCCUCACAGCACUGCCAGCCGCGGGCACUGAGCAAAAUGACAGGAGAAGGGCAGCCACCACAGCCAACACCAAACAAGAGUCGUGGUCAUUAUGGAUUGGCAGUAAUCCCUCCCAAUAUUCAGAUACAAUAGACUAUCUCUACA
Messenger RNA from Symphalangus syndactylus (siamang), 971 nucleotides. RefSeq lists its product as uncharacterized. Gene Ontology annotation, molecular function: protein binding. The record is from RefSeq and is a predicted model, not a curated record. Lineage: Eukaryota; Metazoa; Chordata; Mammalia; Primates; Hylobatidae.